GAUGGAACACCAGGUAGAUGUUGUGAUGAAUUUGAAUGUGAAGCGAUCAAAAACGACGAUAUAAAAAUGGAAAUAAAGCGAUGUCCGUACGGUAAUAAAACCUAUGAGGACGGUGAACAAUGGCACACAAGCAGUUGUGAACAAUGCAAAUGUAAAGGCGGUAUUGCGUUCUGCUCAAAAAUGACUUGUGCCAAUCCACCAACCCAUUGCACUUGGGUGGCUAUACCAGAAAACGAAUGCUGUCCCAUAUGUUUGGGCUGUCAAACGGAUGGUGAGAAACGUAAGAAGAACGAAACGUGGCAGAAAGACGAUUGCACAAGGUGA
Molecule: messenger RNA, 324 nt
Organism: Anisakis simplex (herring worm)
Lineage: Eukaryota; Metazoa; Nematoda; Chromadorea; Rhabditida; Anisakidae
Source: the annotation of a GenBank genome assembly